CCUUGAAGAGCUUCUUUAUUUUAUUUUUUUUCUCCAAACAACCUUUCUUCCUCCUCAACGCCACCCACAUGGUUCUUUCCAUCUUCAAAUCGUUCCUAAAUCUUCCAAAACCCAUCGCUACCAUCUCUAUAUUAUCACCUCAUUCUUCUUGGCGUCCCCAUUCAAUCUCCUUUCCUACCACAAACCCAACAUCAAGAAUUGGCAACAAAAUUCAACAAUUUGGGUCAUUAUUUAAUCUUCCCCUUCAAAUUCAAGAAUAUGGGUCGGCUAAAUACAGCACCAACAGUAGCAAUGGAACUAUUGAUACGGGUGCUGGGGGUGGGAGAGAGUAUUUGUUGAUGUCAGAUGAGGAGUUAAUGAGGCAAUGUGAAAUGGACACUUUCAAGUCUUCAGGUCCAGGUGGACAACACCGCAACAAGCGUGAAUCUGCUGUCCGUUUGAAGCAUAACCCUACUGGGAUUGUUGCUCAGGCUGUGGAGGAUAGAUCCCAACACAUGAAUCGUGCCUCUGCUUUAACUCGUUUACGAGUGUUACUAGCUCUUAAAGUUAGGAACAGCAUAGAUCUUGAUACAUAUACACCUCCUCAAGAGCUGCUUCAAAUUCUUCCCGCUAAAUCAACAAUCAGGGGUUCGGAUUGUGGCCCGCAGAUUGGACCAAAGAAUCCUAAGUUUGCUUUGGGAAUGCAAGCUUUACUAGAUCUAAUUUUUGCUGUUGAGGGCUCGGUAGCAGAUGCUGCUAAGAAGUUGGGGUUGAGCACUGGGGCUUUAUCAAGAUUGUUAUUAUCUGAUGAUAAUCUCAGGAUGGCGGUGAACGAGUUCAGAAUAUCCAAGGAUAUGAAGCCUCUGAAAUAGGACUCCUUCGUCGUCCGGUACUAGUUGCUUUUCAUUUCCGUUUGAGAUAUAAAGCUUCAGGAGAUAAUGCUGGUCGCACGGUGGAGACAUGAUUGAAUAAACAAUGUCUGCUUAGUGAUCAUAAUUUUUGUGGAAAUGAAGUGCUUCUGGUGAUUUUGAUAUGCUUGGCAUCAGGUUUGCUGCUGUUGGCAUCCGUGGCUGGAAAAGUGCAGCAAAUUGUCAUUGUAAAUUCUUUUUUCUUCUAGUUUUCAUUUUUUUGAAUUUUAAAAAUAAAAAACAAAAAUGAGAUUCGACGUCUUAUUUUUU
Molecule: messenger RNA, 1157 nt
Organism: Nicotiana attenuata
Lineage: Eukaryota; Viridiplantae; Streptophyta; Magnoliopsida; Solanales; Solanaceae
Product: peptide chain release factor 1
Exons: 6
Coding region: 69-851 (260 amino acids)
Biological process (GO): translational termination
Cellular component (GO): chloroplast
Molecular function (GO): translation release factor activity
Source: RefSeq, a predicted model, not a curated record